ACGCCACGGAUGACGAUCCAUUCGAAUCCGAUCAAACCGUCGUAGGAAAGCCAAGUUAUUACAAGGGAGUAGCUGUGUCCUAAGAUGGAGAUGGCUGCAGCCGGCACUGCUCCCCGUCGCUUCUCCGCCAGCAGCGCCAUCGCCUCCCUUGCCUUCGUCCUCGCAGCCGUGGCCGCCUGCUCGUCGUUCGGCGCGGAGGCGGCCGCGGCGUGCUUGAGCCACACCUUCUCGGGCGGCAGCGGCGGCGGCGGCCGGCUCUACGCGUCCUGCACGGACCUGCCGCGCCUCGGGGCCGCGCUGCACUACAACUACACGGCCGCCACCAACACCGUCUCCGUCGCAUUCCGGGCGCCGCUGGGCGAGGACGACGGGUGGGCGGCGUGGGGGAUCAACCCCAGCGGCCGCGCCGGCAUGGUCGGCACCAACGCCGUGGUGGCGUUCCGGCGCGCCAACGGCACCCUCGCUGCGUACCCUACGGUGCUCGACAGCUACGCGCCGACCAUGGAGCCCGCCGCGCCCGGGGACCUGGCGUUCCCCGUGUCGGGGGUCGCGGCGGAGCACGACGCGGAGGGAAAGGAGAUGGUGGUGUACGCCACGGUGGCGCUGCCGGCAGGGGAGGGGAGCAAGUUCACCCACGUGUGGCAGCGGGGGAGCGCGGUCGUGAACAACGUGCCGGCAGCGCACCCCACCACCGGGGAUAACGUGCUCUCCACCGCCACCAUCGAUUUCAGCCAGUGAUAGAUGGCGGAGACAUAAACACUCUUGCGUGUAUAUAUGUAUGUAUAUAUAGGCCUGGCGUAUGUCGGUGCAUCGACUGCCAGCGGCGCACCCCACCACCGGGGAUAUAUACUGUACUGCUUGUCACUUAUAUAUGUAUGCCCAAUAAGUAUCGCUCCCAUAUGCAAUUAUAUAUCUUUAUCUUUAUUUUUAUCUAUUUC
Messenger RNA from Panicum virgatum (switchgrass), 938 nucleotides. RefSeq names its product cytochrome b561 and DOMON domain-containing protein At5g47530-like. Bases 85 to 738 code for a protein of 217 amino acids. The record is from RefSeq and is a predicted model, not a curated record. The transcript has a single exon. NCBI's taxonomy places the organism in Eukaryota, Viridiplantae, Streptophyta, Magnoliopsida, Poales, Poaceae.